Molecule: messenger RNA, 627 nt
Organism: Aphanomyces astaci
Lineage: Eukaryota; Oomycota; Saprolegniomycetes; Saprolegniales; Verrucalvaceae
Exons: 2
Coding region: 1-627 (208 amino acids)
Source: RefSeq, a predicted model, not a curated record
AUGGGUCAAACAGUACCAGAAGGCUUGGCUAGUACAGUACUUGGCGAGCAAAAAAGCGAGGCGGCGGCGUUCAAUUCGUUCCGAUCUUUGCUGCUACGCUUUGCCGAGCGACAUCGAUUUCGCCACCGCCCACCAUGCAUCAGCAAGGUGACCCAACGAGUGCUAGACGAAGUGUGGUUGGGAUACGCCGCGUCGUUUUGGAGCAAGUACGCCCAGUACGACCGAAGCCAACUGUUGUCGAUAAAACCGCCGUGUGUGAAGUUGCCGUUGCUUUUUAUCCUCAAAGGACAGCCUGGUGGCGUGAUUGACAAGAAGGAGCUUUCAACGUAUCCUGCUGGUCAUUUCUAUGCUGUCCAAAAGAACGCAUGGAUGGACGAGCGCGUCUGGUCGAUGUACCUUGACGAGGUACUUGCGCCAUGUUUGGACCUCCCUCCGAACUCGACUAGUCGGUGUCAGCCGCUCGAUGUUGGGGUGAUGGGUCCUCUCAAGGCGAUGCUGAAGACGGCGUGGCUUUUGGAAGAAGACAGUCGUAGUAGUGUUGACGAUGUCUUUACUGCCCAAGAAAAGCGACUUGCAAUGGUAAAGAGGACUAUACUAGUGCCCAAGAAAAGCGACUUGCAAUGGUAA